Molecule: messenger RNA, 1775 nt
Organism: Wasmannia auropunctata (little fire ant)
Lineage: Eukaryota; Metazoa; Arthropoda; Insecta; Hymenoptera; Formicidae
Product: longitudinals lacking protein, isoforms H/M/V-like
Exons: 5
Coding region: 108-1775 (555 amino acids)
Biological process (GO): regulation of transcription by RNA polymerase II
Cellular component (GO): nucleus
Molecular function (GO): protein binding
Source: RefSeq, a predicted model, not a curated record
CCGGCGACGUCACAGUGGGCCGGUUCGAGCCUUCCUUCGUUCGAUUCAGGCAGGCUCCUCUAUUCGUUUUACAUGUAGCAAGCAGGGUUGCGGGGUGCAGUUCAGACAUGGGAAGUGAGCAUUACUGCCUGAGGUGGAACAAUCAUCAGAGCAACUUGCUGGGUGUGUUCAGUCAACUGCUGGAGUCGGAGUCGUUGGUGGACGUGACACUGGCGUGCACGGAGGGACCGUCGAUACGCGCACACAAGGUAGUCCUCUCCGCGUGCUCCAGCUACUUCCAGGCCCUGUUCCUCGACCACCCGAACCGUCACCCCAUCGUUAUCCUAAAGGACGUACGUUUCGCCGAGCUACGUACCCUCGUCGACUUCAUGUACAAAGGCGAGGUAAACGUCGAGUACUGCCAGCUAUCGGCCCUCCUCAAGACAGCGGAGAGCCUCAAGGUUAAGGGUCUAGCGGACAUGACGAACAUCAACGCAGCGGUAGCGUCCAGGGAAGAACAGCAGCAGCAACAGCAGCAGCAGCAGCAGCAACAACAGCAGCAACAGCAACAGCAGCAGCAGCAGCAACAACACACAAGCACCUCCGACACGUCGCGGGAGCAUCAUCGAGAACGAGAGAGUAUAAAAGAAACGAGUGGCAAAGAGAGAGAACGAGAGUCGAACAUCACCACUGGAGUUUCGGUCGGUGCCAAGGAAUGCGAGCAACAGCAGCAACAGCAACAGCAGCAGCAGCAAUCCAGCAGCAUCGUUCAAAGCACCCCCAGCGAAAGCGCGGAGGCGGUGGACAUGACGGAUUGUCCACCGUCGCCCGCGGGGCCCGGUAGCCCGUGCCCGGGACCGCUGGCCCUCGACCGACCCAGGAGGGACUCCGAGGAUGCGGCCAGCCUUGAAGAGACGAGGGCCGGUUCUCUCAGCCCGAUCUCGGUGCACAGCGGACCAUCCGACAUGAGCCUCAGUAACAACACCGGCGGCGGCACUCCCGGUGGCGUGCUGCCGUUGAAUCUGCCGCAGAGCCGGCUUCCGUCCCCGCACAGUACCGAGCCCCUCGCCGGCCCGUCGGGCUUACCCCCGGUCCAGCAAGUUCCGCUAUCCCUGAAAAAAGAAAUGGACUGGGAAAGGUCGACGGAGGAGCGGAGCGCGAGUAGCGAGAUAUCCGCAGACUACAGACUCCCACCAGAUCCGGAGUUGAUGGGUGUGGAUGAGCGGGUGUUUGCGUGCAUGUACUGCGGUGCCUCGUUCCUCCACCAGAGCAAGCUGACGCGGCACAUCCUCUCGCACAGCCUCGAGUCGCUCAAGUACCGCGAGCAGGCGGCCCACCUGCAGCUGCAGGCUCAGCUGGGCCUCGAGCCCGGCAUGCAUCUGCCGCCGGAGGCCCACUACCCCGCCGCGGGUACGAUUGAGCCGAUGGACUUCGAGCUCGCGGCCCACUCGGACCCGACCUCCGGCGUCGUCCUCUGCAAGUUCUGCGGCAAGUCCUUCCCGGACGUCGGCUCGCUGAUCGCUCACCUACCGGCGCAUACCGGCGACCGGCCGUUCAAGUGCGAGUUCUGCGGUAAGGCGUUCAAACUGCGCCAUCAUAUGAAGGACCACUGUCGCGUGCACACCGGUGAACGGCCGUUCCGGUGUACGCUGUGUGGCAAGACCUUCUCGAGGUCGACGAUACUCAAGGCCCAUGAAAAGACACAUUACCCGAAGUAUGUGCGCAAGUUCCUGUCCCCGAGCCCCGUGGACCCCUCAGAGGAAGAGGCCCCGCCGCCGCCACCGCCGCAUCAUUGA